Messenger RNA from Radiomyces spectabilis, 1917 nucleotides. Its product is annotated as Rho GTPase activation protein. Gene Ontology annotation, cellular component: cytoplasm. Lineage: Eukaryota; Fungi; Mucoromycota; Mucoromycetes; Mucorales; Radiomycetaceae. The transcript has 12 exons. The record is from RefSeq and is a predicted model, not a curated record. Gene Ontology annotation, biological process: regulation of GTPase activity; signal transduction. The coding region runs from base 349 to 1800 and encodes 483 amino acids.
UUUUUGAUAAGCUUGCCGAAAAAGGCAAAACCGCCCUCCUUUCUCUUACUUCUCUUUUCCUUUGCCAACGAUGGUCGAGGAUAAACACUUUCAACAAGCAAUCGGCGAUCAUUCUCCCGACGUUGCCUCGCAGCAGCAGUCUCAGAGUGAUACACUCAUUGCACAAUUAACCAAUGUACAGGUACAGUGGCCUGCUCAAACGACGCGACUAUGCAGUUCCGUGCUGGGACAACAAGUCUAGAAAAAAUAAAUUAUGAAUGUGUCAAACUUCGCAUAUCGGUUCAAUAGGGUGGUCUUUCUUGUUUACUCGGAAAAGUCAAACAGGACAUCCAGGCUGCCAAGGAUGUCAUGAAUUUCCUCAAAAAACGAGCCGCUAUUGAAGAAGAGUAUGGAAAGCAAAUGAUGAAGUUGGCUCAGUCAAUGUGUGAGGGAUACGAGAAGGCGCAUCCCAAAUCGAGCACUUACGGUCAAGUGUGGUCAUCCAUGCUCAAAGUACAUGAAACCAUUGGAAGCCAGCGAAUCAAGUUUUCAUCGGAUAUCUCGGAAGUGGCGGAUGAUCUUCAACUGUUAUACAAGGACAGCGACAAAGCGAGACGACAAGCGAAAGAAGCGGGGCAAAAGCACGAAAAAGCGCUUAUGGAUGCAGAAAACAAUUUGGAAAAGGGAAAAGCGAAAUAUGAGAGUUACAGCGAAGAAUGGGAACGUACUCUGCUGCAAAAAAGUAACGAUCCGUCCCAGAUUCCGAAAAAGGGACUAUUCAAAAACAACAAGACACAAGCACAGCUCGAUCGGCAAGAAGAAGAAGCUCGAUCCCGCGCGGCGGCGGCAGAUCAAGCAUACAAGCAACAUUUGCAAAACGCAAAUACGGCGCGUCAAAUAUAUUACCAAACUCAUUUACCUAAAACUCUGAGGGAACUUAAAAGCAUCGGUGACGAAUGCUCGGUUGCCCUGCGUUACCAACUCGCCCGUUACGCAUACAUCUAUGAACAAGCAUUAACAGCCGACGGCCUGGCUCUAGAUAACGACGAUGGUUUGGGACUUCGAUCAUUGACCGAAAAGAUCGACAUCGACGGUGAUUUGGCAGCUUUUGUGGAUAAUUUUCGAAAUCGAGCCGGAACAGCACAGAAGAAUGAUAUUCCAUACAAAGAAUACGUGAUGUCACCUACUGCCAUUACCAUUCUUAAUCCUAAUCCUGUGUUCGGAAUUCCAUUGACAGCGCUGAUGAACCGAGACAAGGAAGAGGUGCCUCUGGUAUUGCAAAGGUGUGUAGAGGCAAUCGAGCAAUGCGGGCUACGAACAGUAGGCCUGUAUCGCGUCUCCGGCACCAAAACACAUGUUGCCAAGUUGAAGACAGCCUUUGAUCACGAUUGUUCGAGUGUGAAUCUUGUAGCGGAAGAGGAUGUACAUAAUAUUACCACCCUUUUGAAGCUGUGGUUAUCCGAACUUCCCGAUCCUGUUUUCCCACGAUCCACUUUCCAGCAUUUCAUGAACGCAGCCAAAAUUGAAGACGAGCGAAUGCGCAUCCUUGGCCUGCACACAGUCAUUAAUGAUAUGCCCGACGCUCAUUACGCUACACUCAAAUAUCUCAUGUGUCAUCUCGACAAAGUCCAACGAUAUCAGCAAUAUAACAAGAUGAAUUCAGCGAAUUUGGGAGCUAUUUUCGGAAUGAGUCUCAUGGGAAACAACCAUCAGUCGACCGAAUCCACGCAAGAGAAACUCAACGAGGCCGACUGGCAAAUGGUUGUAGUAACUACUAUACUUCACAACUAUCGAUUGAUUUUUGAACCUGACGACGCCUAAUGUUAUUUAAUCUUUCCUUCCAAAAUUUACUAUACCAAUAUUACGAAACUUAUCUUCUAUAUCAUAAGGGAAUCACUAGAUCUAGCCCAAUAUCGCAAGUCAUUUGCGUAUAACCGG